Messenger RNA from Cyclopterus lumpus (lumpfish), 1757 nucleotides. It is a transcript of the gene ahsga, whose product is annotated as alpha-2-HS-glycoprotein 2. The record is from RefSeq and is a predicted model, not a curated record. Gene Ontology annotation, cellular component: extracellular region; blood microparticle; extracellular matrix. The coding region runs from base 272 to 1570 and encodes 432 amino acids. Gene Ontology annotation, molecular function: cysteine-type endopeptidase inhibitor activity. The transcript is spliced from 7 exons. Lineage: Eukaryota; Metazoa; Chordata; Actinopteri; Perciformes; Cyclopteridae. Gene Ontology annotation, biological process: negative regulation of endopeptidase activity.
AGAUAGUGUGAGAUGUUUCUAGUGAUUUGAACCGUAGACGGCCCAUUCCACGGCAGACUCUUUCAGCUUACAUUUGUUUUGGCUGCAAUCCUAAAACAGCAUCCAACUCACAUGUGUCAUAUAUGGAGUCAGGAGGGAUGAUCAUGAUGUUUGACUUGGCUCUGUUUUCCUGUUUAAAUAACUAUAUAUAUAUACACACCUGUGGCUGCAUGAAACCAGCCUCCCCUCAACUGCUUAACUUCUCUGAUACUUCUGUGCAGCUCUCACAGAAAUGCAUUUCCUGGGCAUCACUUUGAUUUUGGGACUGCUGGCUGGGGUAUGGACUCAGAUCAAUGUGGUACGACCGCAGUGCGACUCCCCUGAAGCAGAGGAGGCUGCUCUUGUGGCUCAGGAUUUCCUCAACGCCCAGCACACUCAUGUCUACAAGUAUGCACUGAACCAGAUUGAAGACAUCAAGAUCUAUACUAAGCCUGAUGGAGACAACACGUAUGUGCUGGAAGUUGAACUGCUGGAGACCGACUGCCAUGUCUUGGAUCCCACACCUCUUGCCAACUGCACAGUCAGGCCAAAAAUAUUGACGGCAAUAGAAGGAGAAUGUGAUGUGGUGCUGAAGAAGGUCGGUGGAGCUCUGACUGUCACAGCUUUCAAGUGUAAAACCGACGAAUCAACAGAGGACCUGUGCUUGGGCUGUGCUACCCUCCUUCCCCUAAAUGACACCAGAGCACUGAACUUUGUCUAUGCAUCUUUGGCAACCUUGAAUAACAUCACUCUGGACACAGAGUACGCCAUUAUGGAGAUUGGAAGAAUGUCGUCACAGGUUCUGUCUGGCGGGCCAAUCUAUUUUGCAGAAUAUGUUGUAGUUGACGCCACGGCUGCACGUGGUAUUUGCACUGCCAAAGGUUUGAGCACCGAUCACACAGUGGACUGCAAGAUGUUUUCAACUCUGAUGCCUGUUGUAGACGCCAACAGCACCGUAAUCGAUGCCAACAGCACCGUAAUCGAUGCCAACAGCACCGUAAUCGAUGCCAACAGCACCGUAAUCGAUGCCAACAGCACCGUAGCAGACGCCAACAGCGGAAUAGCAGACGCCAACAGCACCGUAAUCGAUGCCAAAAGCGCCGUAGCAGACGCCAACAGCACCGUAGCAGACGCCAACAGCACCAUAGCAGAUGCCAACAUCACUGCAGCUCCUGCCAUGCCAUCAGUGGUCCAUGUACACACAGGCAGUCCGUCACCCAAGCAUGGUCUGAGGCACCACAAACUAACAGCUCUUCAUGACCCUGAGCUAAGCGGCUUUCUGUCUGCAGAAUCAGCAGAGUCAGCUGAAGUGGUACCUGAAGCCCCCGCAGUGGUUGGAGUUGCCGCUCCAGCUGCCACUCUGGCUGCAGCCGAUCCAGCUGCAGCUGCCGGAGCAGUCUCAGAUUCCUCAGCCAGUGCCGAAGUCACUUUAGUUGUGAUGAAAAAAGAUGUACCUGUUACACCCGCAACUUCAGUGGUUGAGACCCGUACGACUCAAACGGACCCCAUUGCUCUUGUGCCAGUGUGCCCAGGAAGGGUCAGGUUCUUUUGACCUGUCAGGUCCCACAGACACACCAUACUUAACUGAUAAAUUACCUUGUCCCGAAGGGAGAUGUAAUGCCAAUACACUUCCUACAAAACACUAAUCCCUUAUUUGAAAUUGUCAAAUCACACUAGCGAUACAGCAACAUGGAUAUAAAAGAUUUGUAUGGGAUUCUGAUGAAUAAAUCUCUCAAGUC